AUGGAGCGCCGCACACUCCUGGCGCAGCCCGGGCUCUGGACCAGGGACACCAGCUGGGCACUUCUCUAUUUCCUCUGCUACGUCCUCCCCCAGACGGCUCCGCAAGUACUCAGGAUCGGAGGAAUUUUUGAAACUGUGGAAAAAGAACCUGUUAAUGUUGAAGAAUUAGCGUUCAAGUUUGCAGUCACCAGCAUUAACAGAAAUCGAACCCUGAUGCCUAACACCACAUUAACCUAUGACAUUCAGAGAAUUAACCUUUUUGAUAGUUUUGAAGCCUCACGGAGAGCAUGUGACCAGCUGGCUCUUGGUGUGGCUGCUCUCUUUGGCCCUUCCCAUAGCUCCUCUGUCAGUGCUGUGCAGUCUAUUUGCAAUGCUCUCGAAGUUCCACAUAUACAGACUCGCUGGAAGCACCCUUCAGUGGACAACAAAGACCUGUUUUACGUCAACCUCUACCCAGAUUAUGCGGCUAUCAGCAGGGCGGUCCUGGAUCUGGUCCUCUACUACAACUGGAAAACAGUGACCGUGGUGUAUGAAGACAGCACAGGUCUCAUUCGUCUGCAAGAGCUCAUCAAAGCUCCCUCCAGAUAUAAUAUUAAAAUCAAAAUCCGCCAGCUGCCCUCUGGGAAUAAAGAUGCCAAGCCUUUACUCAAGGAGAUGAAGAAAGGCAAGGAGUUCUAUGUGAUAUUUGAUUGUUCACAUGAAACAGCUGCUGAAAUCCUUAAGCAGAUCCUGUUCAUGGGCAUGAUGACUGAGUACUAUCAUUACUUUUUCACAACCCUGGACUUAUUUGCUUUAGAUCUGGAACUCUAUAGGUACAGUGGUGUAAAUAUGACCGGGUUUCGGCUGCUUAAUAUUGACAAUCCUCACGUGUCAUCCAUCAUUGAGAAGUGGUCCAUGGAGAGACUUCAGGCUCCACCCAGGCCCGAGACUGGCCUUUUGGAUGGCAUGAUGACAACUGAAGCGGCUCUGAUGUAUGAUGCUGUGUACGUGGUGGCCAUUGCCUCCCAUCGGGCUUCCCAGUUGACUGUCAGCUCCCUACAAUGCCAUCGACACAAGCCAUGGCGCCUUGGACCCAGAUUUAUGAAUCUGAUCAAAGAGGCUCAGUGGGAUGGCUUGACUGGGCGUAUCACCUUCAAUAAAACCGAUGGCUUGAGGAAGGAUUUUGAUCUGGACAUUAUUAGUCUCAAAGAGGAAGGAACUGAAAAGGUUGCUGGCAAAGUGUCUAAACACUUAUAUAAAGUGUGGAAGAAGAUUGGGAUUUGGAACUCCAACAGUGGGCUUAACAUGACAGACGGCAACAAAGACAGGUCCAAUAAUAUCACCGAUUCACUCGCCAACCGAACGCUCAUCGUCACCACAAUUCUGGAAGAACCCUAUGUGAUGUACAGGAAAUCUGAUAAGCCCCUGUAUGGAAAUGACAGAUUUGAAGGAUAUUGCCUGGAUCUAUUGAAGGAAUUGUCAAACAUCCUGGGUUUCAUUUAUGAUGUUAAACUUGUCCCUGAUGGCAAAUAUGGAGCUCAGAAUGACAAAGGAGAGUGGAAUGGAAUGGUCAAAGAACUUAUAGAUCAUAGGGCUGAUCUGGCGGUGGCUCCUCUUACCAUCACUUACGUGCGGGAAAAAGUCAUAGACUUCUCCAAACCCUUCAUGACCCUGGGCAUCAGCAUUCUCUACCGCAAGCCCAAUGGCACCAAUCCAGGGGUCUUCUCCUUCCUCAACCCUCUAUCUCCUGACAUUUGGAUGUAUGUGCUCUUAGCCUGUUUAGGAGUCAGUUGUGUACUCUUUGUGAUCGCAAGGUUUACACCCUACGAGUGGUAUAACCCUCACCCAUGCAAUCCUGACUCAGACGUGGUGGAAAACAAUUUUACUUUACUAAAUAGUUUCUGGUUUGGAGUUGGAGCUCUCAUGCAACAAGGAUCAGAGUUGAUGCCCAAAGCUCUAUCAACCAGAAUAGUUGGAGGGAUAUGGUGGUUUUUCACGCUAAUCAUCAUUUCAUCCUACACUGCCAAUCUGGCUGCCUUCUUGACAGUAGAGAGAAUGGAAUCCCCCAUUGAUUCAGCAGAUGACCUGGCAAAACAAACCAAGAUAGAAUAUGGGGCAGUCAGAGAUGGAUCAACAAUGACCUUCUUCAAGAAAUCGAAGAUAUCCACCUACGAGAAGAUGUGGGCUUUUAUGAGUAGCAGGCAGCAGACUGCCCUGGUCAAAAACAGUGAUGAGGGCAUCCAACGAGUGCUCACCACUGACUAUGCCUUGCUGAUGGAGUCCACCAACAUCGAGUAUGUGAUGCAGAGAAACUGCAACCUCACUCAGAUCGGGGGCCUCAUUGACUCCAAAGGUUAUGGAGUGGGAACACCUAUAGGCUCUCCUUACCGGGAUAAAAUUACUAUUGCUAUUCUUCAAUUACAAGAAGAGGGGAAACUGCAUAUGAUGAAAGAGAAAUGGUGGCGGGGAAAUGGCUGCCCUGAGGAAGACAACAAAGAGGCCAGUGCUCUGGGAGUAGAAAAUAUUGGGGGUAUCUUCAUUGUUCUGGCUGCUGGACUGGUCCUUUCUGUAUUUGUAGCCAUUGGAGAAUUUAUAUACAAAUCACGGAAAAACAACGAUAUUGAGCAGAAAGGAAAGUCAUCAAGAAUUAGAUUUUAUUUUAGGAACAAAGUAAGGUUUCAUGGGAGAAAAAAACAAAGCCUUGGUGUAGAGAAGUGUCUCUCUUUCAAUGCCAUCAUGGAAGAACUGGGAAUCUCACUCAAAAAUCAGAAAAAGUUAAAGAAAAAGUCGAGAACUAAGGGGAAAUCUUCCUUCACAAGUAUCCUUACUUGUCAUCAAAGACGAACUCAGAGAAAAGAGAGUGUGGCGUGA
Messenger RNA from Eubalaena glacialis (North Atlantic right whale), 2850 nucleotides. RefSeq names its product glutamate ionotropic receptor kainate type subunit 1 (gene GRIK1). Gene Ontology annotation, molecular function: kainate selective glutamate receptor activity; transmitter-gated monoatomic ion channel activity involved in regulation of postsynaptic membrane potential. The transcript has 18 exons. Lineage: Eukaryota; Metazoa; Chordata; Mammalia; Artiodactyla; Balaenidae. Gene Ontology annotation, biological process: modulation of chemical synaptic transmission; monoatomic ion transport; synaptic transmission, glutamatergic. The record is from RefSeq and is a predicted model, not a curated record. Gene Ontology annotation, cellular component: postsynaptic membrane; plasma membrane; presynaptic membrane. The coding region runs from base 1 to 2850 and encodes 949 amino acids.